AUGGGUAGCAAAGAUUAUUAUGCCAUAUUAGGUGUUAAUCAAUUGGCAAGUGAUGAUGAAAUUAAACGUGCUUAUAAACAAAAAGCACUUAAACACCAUCCAGACAAAAAUCGUGGUGAUGUGGAUGCUGAGAAAAAGUUUAUGGAUAUCAGUGAAGCAUAUGAAAUCUUAUCAGAUCCGUAUAAGCGCUCUCUAUAUGAUCGUUUUGGCUCUGAAGAAUUACGAAACUAUCUAGGUACAGAUCCUCGUACUCAUUUUCGUUCGUCCGGUAAUCAUUAUCCCGAUUAUGGAGCUACUGAUCCAAAUAGUGAUUAUACAUAUGAUCCAUAUAAUAAUUAUUUUGUACGAUAUAAAGAUCCCACAACUUUCUAUGAUUUAUAUGUUACAUUAGAAGAAGUAAAUAAAGGUGCAACAAGAAAAAUGAAAAUAACACGUAAACGAUUCAAUGCUGAACAUAAUACAACUGUACGUGAUGAAAAAUUACUUGAAAUUCAAAUAAAACCUGGCUGGAAAGAAGGAACGAAAAUUACAUUUGAAGGUGAAGGUGAUGAAGGUGAUGAAAACACUAUAGCAGGUGAUAUUGUAUUUAUUAUUCGUGAUAAACCCCAUCCAAUAUUUGAACGUUCUAAUUCUGAUUUAAUUUAUCGAGUUAAACUCAAUAUAAAACAAGCAUUACUUGGCACAUUAAUUGUUAUUCCAUUUCUUGAUACAAAUAAACCACCAUAUCAAUUACGUUCUCAUCAAGAAAUCGUAACACCACAAACAGAAAAACGUUUUCUUAAUGAAGGCUUACCUUAUCCAAAAGAUCCAUCUAGACGUGGAGAUCUUAUUGUUAAAUUUGAUAUUCUUUUUCCCAAAAUACUUAGUAACGAACAACGUACACUUGUAGAUUGCUGUUUUUCAAAUUCUAUUGAUUCUUAUCUACCAUACAAUUCGGUGCUUCAUACUACAAUUAUUGAACAGACACAACAACAACAGCAACAGCCCGCACCACCGCCACCACCUUCACAACCCCCACCACCACCACCUCCUCCUCCACCACAAGCGCAACCCUCACAACAGCCACCGCCACCGCCACAAUCACAACCACCACAAUCAAAUUCGCAAUCGCAUCAACAUCAACACCAACAUCAACAUCAACAAUCACAACAAUCACAACAACAAUCAACAUCAUUACCACAGCAACCACAAGUAUCACCACCACAACCACGAUCUGGUCCUAAUUUUACAACAACUGGCCCACUUAAACAUCAAAAUGCUCCACCCAAUAAUAAUACUGCUACGAACAAUUCUAAUACUCAGUAUCAAAAAGUUUUUAAUCGUUAUGUGAAUCGUAAUGGACAUCAAAAGUCACCAAGUUCUCCAAUUAAAAAUCCUAAUAAAAUAAAAAUAUCACCUGUACGUGCUUCUGUACCGGUACCACCACCAGCACCACCAUCAUCACCUGCGACAUCAGUUGAUCGGAUUAUGGUUGAAAUGCAAGAAAAUCGAUCAAUCGAUAUAUCAAAUACAAUUAAUACAGUUAUCACAAAUUGGUCAUCUGGUGGACGAAAUCAAUUUAAUGAACUGUAUAAACAAUUACUUGAAGAUAAUAAAAAUAAAUAUGAAGCAGAACUUGCAUUGAAACAAUUGCUUCUUUCUUUAUGUAAAUCAUGUUUACAAGGUAGUCAAUUAGUCGAAACAAUUAUUCCAAUAUUUACUGAACUUCAAGAGACUGUCACUACUCCAGAAAUGAUCGGAGAUCUUCUAGCUGACAUUUUAGCAACUCUUGAUGUAGAAUUAUUUCCAAAUGAUGAUACAACAACAAAAGAAACUUAUAAACAACGAUUUUUUCAACUUAUUAACAAAUCGGAACAUAUUGUUUCAACAACAUUGUUGAUGGAACGUCUUGAAAUUGAUACAUUAGAAUAUCUUGAUUUAAUUAUUAGUCGUGAUCAAUUCAAUCAAAAAUAUGUUCGAAUAAAAACACGUCUUUAUUAUAAACAACAAAAAUUUAAUUUAUUACGUGAAGAAAGUGAAGGUUUUGCUAAAACUAUAACUGAAUUAAAUCAAAAUUUUUCAAUAACAAAAUUAAAUUCACAACAAUUAUAUGAUCGUUUAAUGGCAUUAAUUGGAUAUUUUGAUAUAGAUCCAAAUCGUGUACUUGAUUUAGUUAUUGAAUCAUUUGAAUGUCAUCUCGAAUAUACAAAAAUCUAUGUGGGUUUAUUACAUUUACUUCAUUUUGAUCGAUUAACAUUAUGUCAAUUAAUUGGAUUUAAAUUUCAGCAAUAUCAACUUCAAGACGAUACAGCUAGUUCAUUAUAUUUCUUAGCUGCUCAACUUGUUUCAAAUAAACUCAUUGAACUCGAAGAUUUAUUACCACAUUUAUAUCCAUUAAUAACAGAUUUUUCGGAUAAUUAUACAAAAGAACUUGAAAGUGCACGAGGACCAAAAAAAAGUUCAACAUCAACUGAUGCAAAUAACAAAUCAAAAGAUUCAAAUACAUUGAAAAGCAAUAAUCAAUUAUUACAUUUCAUCCAAGCAUUAUUGAGCAUCGGUGAUUUAGAACAUGCUUUAUUUUUAUUUGAUAAUCUACCACGAUGGUCAUGUACAUCAUAUCGAGAAAUAAAUACACUCUUAACAAAACUUAUUGCUUAUAUUAUUGAUCCACUUUAUAAAAAUAAUUCGGAUCUUCAUGCUUGUUUCCUUCAAUAUGAGUUACAUAAUCCAUUGAAUUCAGUAGUUUGUUCACGUGAAUUAAAAUUAAUAAAUACAUGGAAUGAAUUUCGUGAAAAUAUUUUUCCUUUAUUAUUACAUCUUGGUGCUUAUUGUCAAGAUCGUCUUUUAUUUAUGAAAUUAACACGUUUAUGUACAAAUUUAAUAAAAAAAUCAAUCAAUGCAGAUGAACAACAAGAAGAUAUACUUUUAUUAAUUGAUGAAGUUCUUUUUCCAAGUCUUUCAUUACUUGAUGUAAAUGGUUGUUUAUCUAUUGAAUUAUGGGCAUUAAUUAAAUUAUUUCCAUAUGAUAUACGUUAUGGACUCUAUGGACGAUGGCAUGAAGAAACUUAUCGAAAAACACCACAACUUAUUUUCGUUAAACAAGAUGUUGCAGAUAAAAGUCGAGCUAUACUUAAGUAAGAUAACUAUGAAGAGCGCGAAGCUUAAGCAAAUAUAGAAUUACACAUGACCCAAACCCAAACUGUUUGAGUUGGGUGAGUUUGGGUAUAUGAGU
Molecule: messenger RNA, 3211 nt
Organism: Adineta steineri
Lineage: Eukaryota; Metazoa; Rotifera; Eurotatoria; Adinetida; Adinetidae
Source: the annotation of a GenBank genome assembly